Pyricularia oryzae 70-15 is the source of this 2197-nucleotide messenger RNA. RefSeq lists its product as uncharacterized. Gene Ontology annotation, molecular function: flavin adenine dinucleotide binding; N,N-dimethylaniline monooxygenase activity; NADP binding. The transcript has 8 exons. NCBI's taxonomy places the organism in Eukaryota, Fungi, Ascomycota, Sordariomycetes, Magnaporthales, Pyriculariaceae. The record is from RefSeq and is a predicted model, not a curated record. The coding region runs from base 188 to 1924 and encodes 578 amino acids.
UGUUUAUCCGGCUUGCAUUUUGGUAUAGGGGUAUUAUACGGAGGGGCUCUUCUCGUGGCUACUUGAUCGCAUCUGUCUUAUUCUACGAAUCCGAGGUCCCUGAAAACUGGGUAGAUUCUAUAAACAUUUUUUCAUCGUAUCAAAAGCAUUUCUCGUGGACCAAGAAUCCAUCCGUACGGUAGUCAUCAUGGUCGAAAAUAAAGAAACGUUCACCAUGAAGGAAGUUCCUAUUGAGAACACCAGACGCAUGACGGUUAGGGUCAUUGGCGCUGGGUUCUCAGGAAUUUUGUCUGCCAUCAGGAUCCCAGAGAAAAUAAGAAACGUUGAUCUGGUGGUUUAUGAGAAAAGUGACGGGAUAGGUGGCGCUUGGUGGCUGAAUCGAUACCCAGGGGUUGCUUGCGAUAUCAUCUCACACUCAUACCAAUAUACGUUUGCACCAAAUCCCAAUUGGUCCAAGGUUUAUGCACCCGGUCAGGAAAUCCAAGAGUACCUACAGGGCGUCGCCGAAAGGUUUGGUGCAACGAGGUUCAUCAAGACGUCUCAUGAAGUCAAACAUUGCGCCUGGGACUCCAACAAAAAGAAAUGGAUACUCAAAGUUGCCAAGCUACCAUCUGGAGAGGUUUUCGAGGACGAGACAGACAUACUCGUCACUGCCCGUGGUCAGCUCCACGAGCCUCUCUGGCCAGACAUCCCCGGCCUGGAUACUUUCGAGGGAAAGGUGAUGCAUUCUGCGGAGUGGGAUACGUCGCUUGAUUAUCGACACAAAAAGGUUGGUGUCAUAGGCAUCGGCUCCAGCGCUAUCCAGAUCAUUCCGUCGCUGCAGCGCCUCGACGGCGUAAAGCUCUCGGUCUUUAUGAGGUCAAAAACGUGGAUCGCGCCGAGUUUCGGAAACGAAGCGAUGGCCUCAAUGGGAUUCCAAGAAACCACCACUGAAUUCCCAGAAGAGACCCAAGAUCUCUUUAAAAAAGACCCAAAAGCAUGGCUACGAUUCCGCAAAGCAGUCGAAGACAGCGCCAACAUCCACAGCUUGAUGCUCCCAGACUCGGAACUGCACCGCGCCGUCCGGCAGGGCAUGUACAACAUGAUGCAGGCCCGGCUCGCCAAGCGCCCUGGCCUCUUUGAACGCCUGGUAGCCGAGUUCUCCCCCGGAUGCAGACGCAUCACUCCGGGCCCGGGGUUCCUGGAAGCUCUGACCGAGGACAACGUGGAGCUUAUCGACGACCGUAUCGUGCGCGUGACCGAGACGGGCGUGGUGUUGGCGUCGGGUCGCGAGAUGGCCGAUCUCGACGUGCUCGUGUGCGCGACGGGAUUCCGCACCUCGGACGCGCCGCUGUUCCCCAUUGUCGGACGCGACGGCUUGACUCUGGAGCAGCGCUGGAAGCCGCGCAUGGAGAGCUACCUGUCCGUCGCCGUCGACGGCUUCCCGAACCUACUUAUGCAGUUCGGACCGAGUUCAGCAAUCGGCUUCGGCAGCCUGGUCAAGAUGCUCGAGGCCGAGUGCGACUACGUCGUCAAGGUCAUCCGCAAACUGCAGAGGGAGGACUAUGCCACGAUCGAGCCGAGGGUUGAGCGUGUGCGCGACUUUACCCAGUUCGCAAACGCUUACUUUAGUCGCACCGUACAUAAAGACGACUGCAAGUCUCAGUAUCGCUCCGAGGGCGGUUGGGGCAAGGAAGUCGUCGGCCUCUGGCCUGGUUCACCCCAACACACCGUCGAGGCAUUGCGCUCACCGAGAUGGGAGGAUUUCAUAUUUGAGAGUGCAGACCCGACCGGAAACAUGCUUCGAUGGUUCGGCAACGGCUGGAGUCUGACUGAAACUGAGGGUGAUCCGUCGUGGUACCUCAACCCGGAAGAGGUCGACUUCCCAACUGAAGGCAGACCAGAGGAGAACCCGAGAUACAAGAACCGGCCUUGGUCUUAUUAACCGGUUUGUAUAUAUUCCAUGCAGUUGCAUUAACAGUCGCGUCAUCAUGAGGUAAAUUGGCCUUCCCUAAAUCUUGACACGGUUAUCCCUGCAAAAGAAAAUUUCUUGAAAUCUGUUCCUGUUAGCCAGUUGCGAUAUGGUCCGAGGGGAUUCUACAAUCCAUCUCGGGCUCAGAAAGCUGGAAAUGCGCCGAGCUGGGGUGAUUAAAUUAACUGCAAAAUAUUCCCUAAAAACAAUUCGUGCACGCCAGAUGGACUCCAGAGUAAGACGAAG